GAUUGUCCGAGUUCGGUUUUUGUUUGUUUGGUUGAUUCGAUGCCGUCGCUGCUGUUCUGCGGGCCGAAGCUCGCCGCCUGCGGGAUCGUUCUUAGCGUUUGGGGCGUCAUCAUGCUGGCCAUGUUGGGAAUCUUUUUCAGCGCCAAGUCGGCCGUGUUGAUUGAGGACGUCCCCUUCACCGAGGAAGACAUCCGUGACGAUAAAAACCCGCCGCAGAACAUCUACAGCCUCUACAACAAGGUUGCUGUCAACUGCUUCAUCGCUGCCGCAGUCUACGUGGUGGUGGGUGCCGUGGCGCUGUGCCAGGUCCGCCUGAACAAACGGCAGGAGUACAUGGUGACAUGAAGCCCCGUCCUGACCUUUGACCCCAACCUGCUCCUCUGUGGUGCCCAUUGUUUGUUUCAUUCCUUCAUAUGUUGAUUCAUCGAAGUGACCAAAAGCUUCAGAAUUCCUGCAUGUGAAACUUGAUUCAUCACAAUGAAUCACAAUUCUGAUGAUUGUUUUCUUAUGAUUAUUGGUGAUUUCCUUUAAUUCCUGUCGGUGGUUUUGAACCACUGAAGUAAAAACACGGCAAGUAAACACAAUUUUAAGAAAAGUGUUUUCAGACAUAAUUACUGUCAUUUGUAGUCCUGAUGAUAAAAUCCUAAGGUCAUUUUUAAAAGCGUAUUUAUUUAUUUAUCUCCGGGUCAGUGUGGACAUUUUACUUUAAAGUCACUUUGGACCAUUUUAACAUGCUCAACAUAUACCUGAAUUCAGAUUAAAAACUGCUUCAAUGGUUCAAACUGGUUUUCAGUGUUUCACAAGAAAAAAAAUCCUUCAAUAAAAUGUGAAAAUACAUCAAGAA
This is a messenger RNA of Thalassophryne amazonica, 844 nucleotides long. It is a transcript of the gene rnasekb, whose product is annotated as ribonuclease, RNase K b. The coding region runs from base 40 to 345 and encodes 101 amino acids. Gene Ontology annotation, molecular function: RNA endonuclease activity. NCBI's taxonomy places the organism in Eukaryota, Metazoa, Chordata, Actinopteri, Batrachoidiformes, Batrachoididae. The record is from RefSeq and is a predicted model, not a curated record. The transcript is spliced from 5 exons.